GCAGGCCUGGUUGGCGGUAGCCUCUCACCACGAGUAGUGCUUCCGUAGGUGGUACCUCUCAUCUUCGUACUGACGGAGAAGCCAUGGUUGAAGAACCAUAGCUGAUGGUGCCAGUAAUCAGCCUAUUCGCCUUCGUCGCUCACCGCUACAGUGUAGUAAGUAAGGCAAGGUAACACAGUUAAGAUAGGGCGAUAGGAUCAAGGUCCGAUGGAGGUAGAACCAGCGGGACAGUCGGGGAGAGACGCUCGCUCCCAAGUUCCGAACGAGUACCAAAUGGAAGAGGAUAGAAUUCAGGAGAUGGUGAGAGCAUGUUACGAGGAGGGAAUUUUGCCUACAAACAUCGAUCCAGGUGUAAUGGAAGUUAAUGGCAAGGAGGUUAAAUUCAUUUUGAAUAGAUCUUUAGACGAAGUGAAAGUUAAGUGGUUAAAGGGACGUACAGUGACAGUAAUUUUUCGGGAUGGGGCUCGCUUUCUUCCGAAAAAAGUUAAGGAAGAUGUAAUCCGAGCGUACGAAGACGUUUGGAUUAGCGGGGCUACCUUUGGCCCGGACUUCAGAAGAGGGCGAAUUAAAGUGGAAAGUCCGAAUGUAGUGUCUUACGUCCCAAGAGCACAGGAAAUUACCGAUUGGAUGUUGGCGAAGGGCAGUGAUUACAUCGAUUUGCCAAAUGUCACCUAUCGCACGGAGUCCAAACCAUGGAUGACCCGCGCUGAAAUGCGGGGCUGGAGGAAGCUGGUGGAUCAAAACGUGUUCUGGGUGGUGGCAGUGGGUGUUCCACUAGAUAAGAUGUUGUUUACUCAUGUCCAUGUGGAGCGAGCCAUUGGUAAGAUUGUCAAGGCUCACACUCCCAAGGCGGAUGCAAGCGACCCCAAAUUAGUCAACCUACGGUUCAACAUCGACCCAGCAAGCAAGGACAACAUGAAGGACAAGAUAGAGGUUCAAACUCAUCAGGGCGACGUCCUGGAAGUUCGGCUGGCCUCGGCUGAAUCGGAAUGGUGCAGAAGAUGCCGCACCUUCUUCCACACGGAGGACACUUGCAGAAGACAGAACCAGAGAAGACAAGGGGAAAAUUCCACGAGUCCCCUUCCAGGCUCUACAAGACCUGGUCUUGGAGGUGGCAGGCGUCAAUCGUACUCUGGAACUCUUCAACAUCCAGGCAUGGGACUUCAAAGCCCUGCAGCUUCGGCGACGGCAACAUCGACAACAGCAGCGGUUAUGCAGCCAGGAGGCACCGGUUCGAUUCGGGUGAACCCGGUCUUCUCUCCGGGACCGGGUUUGGCCUCAGGAGGAGCAGGUGUCGUGCAACCGUCACCCUCAACGGCCCCAUGGUCGCAAUCUUGGGCGGCCUUUCUGCAAGGAAUUCCAACGCAUCCCUUUGUGGCUCAACAGGCGCAGCCGUUGCCAGGCCAACAAUUGGUCGUGAGUCCGUCCUUCGUCAACAUGCAUUCAUUCAUUCCCUGGCUUCCAGGCACCCAGGGGUACCAACCCCAGCAGGUGGUGGGCGUACAGGGCCUUCAAGGCCUUUCUCAUCAGGCGCCCCCUCCCCGUGGAGGAAGUUUGGCGAGACCGACCUCUUCACGAGCUCGGGGUGAAUCCCCGGGAAAGCAGAGACGAAUCAGCGAAGGAGGAGGCAUUGACAUCGAAGUGGAUCAGGAUCGUGGAGAGGAACUCGGCUCCUUGAGCGAAGGCUCGUUGCACUCUCUUAGGUCAGAGGACCCUAUGUCCGGCACUCCCAAGGCAGGUAAGCGCAAACAAUCUCGAUCUCGCAUGAACGCCUUGUCCAAAGGUUAAUCUGUUGUGGAAUCGAAGUUACUCCCCUUUGUGGGAGUGUAUGUUCGAAACGCAUUCUGCGUUGUCGCAUGGGCAAGCGCUGAUGGUUCUCCUUUGUUGUUGAGUAUGUCAGUCUCGGAAUCCCCUACGCCGCAUGCUUCCGAAAUCCUCGUGCGGAGCAUGUUUCAUAACAAACUCGCUCUUCGGUU
This is a messenger RNA of Chara braunii, 1976 nucleotides long. Lineage: Eukaryota; Viridiplantae; Streptophyta; Charophyceae; Charales; Characeae. The record is from the annotation of a GenBank genome assembly.